Messenger RNA from Erinaceus europaeus (western European hedgehog), 1048 nucleotides. RefSeq names its product protein phosphatase 1 regulatory inhibitor subunit 14D (gene PPP1R14D). Gene Ontology annotation, biological process: regulation of phosphorylation. Gene Ontology annotation, cellular component: cytoplasm. The coding region runs from base 386 to 817 and encodes 143 amino acids. The record is from RefSeq and is a predicted model, not a curated record. Lineage: Eukaryota; Metazoa; Chordata; Mammalia; Eulipotyphla; Erinaceidae. The transcript is spliced from 5 exons. Gene Ontology annotation, molecular function: protein serine/threonine phosphatase inhibitor activity.
AGCUCCUGUGCAGACACAACAAAGCAGGGAGUUCGGAGAGCCAGAGGAAUUGUCCCUGUGAAGGUACUCACAGAGGCACCUUGCUCUUCAGUGUAAAGGGCCCAUUCCUCACAGAGCAGGGCACCCUGAUGACCUUUGCUCUCUGGUUUAUGUCACUGGGUGCUGGUAGCUGCAGGGACCUGGCUCUGCACUGCCUCAUGCUGGCAGCCAGGAGCCAGGGAACUGGCACAUCGGGCACCAGGCCCCCAACAUAGGCCUCCUGCUCUUUGACCCCUGCCCCUCCCUCUCACCUACCCUCCUUCCCUGAAGGCCUCACCCUCAGUUCUCUGGUGCCCUUGCCCCGACUGGCGGUCCCUGCCAGCUCCUUGUUCAGGCCAGUCCUUCCAUGCCUUCUUCCAGCCCCGCUUCCUGCACGUCUCCCCAGCCAGACGGGGAGAACCCUGGUAAGAAGGUGCAGUGGGCUCCCAGGGGGAGGAGAAGGAUAUCGUCCUCAGACUCUGAGGGACCCAAGGACCUCUCCAGAGUAGCCAGGUCCCGGAGGCCCAGCCGGCUGACGGUGAAGUAUGACCGUGGGGAGCUCCAGCGCUGGCUGGACGUGGAGCAGUGGGCUGAUGCACAGAUCCAGCAGCUCUUUGAGCAGGACCAGCCCACUCCUAGUGAGAUUGAUUUAGAGGCACUCGUGGACCUGUCCACAGAGGAGCAGAAGACUCAGCUGGAGGACAUGCUCCGGAGCUGCCCCCGCCCCACAGAGUCUUUCAUCUCAGAGCUGCUCAGUCAGCUCAAAAAACUCCGGAGACUCAGCCGUCCUCAGAAAUGAACCCCAGAAGAACCACUUCAGUGGCUACUGCACCACAAGGCUCAUCCUGCCCCUCUGCAGGCUGGGAUGAGCAGGAAACCAGUCCUGAUGACACAGACAAGGAAGGUGGAGGCCAAGAAAGGCACAUUUAAACAACCCAUUUAUGUGACAGUGAGUUCAGGGAGCCCGUCAUGGAUGCUGUCCAACCCUUGUCUUUCUCAAAUGGAUAAAACCUGUAGGGAUCUUGUUAAA